Molecule: messenger RNA, 2082 nt
Organism: Beauveria bassiana ARSEF 2860
Lineage: Eukaryota; Fungi; Ascomycota; Sordariomycetes; Hypocreales; Cordycipitaceae
Exons: 2
Coding region: 1-2082 (693 amino acids)
Source: RefSeq, a predicted model, not a curated record
AUGGAUAAACAAGACAGCAGCCCUAGUGCCGCUUCACUGCCCAGACAUCCACAUUCGAACUUGGCACGCCAAGUCGCUACAGAAAUGCCCAGUCUCUGGUCUCGGAUCGCUCGCCGAACGGAUAGUGACGGCCUUUGCUCCAAAAACGAAACGUGUGGUCGCGGCAUCAGUCCCAAUGCUACUAACUUGGCUAUUGCCCUUGGUGUUGUAAUUCCCGUUGUUGCUGCGGCCAUCACCUUCUUCUUACUUCACCGACGAAGCGUCAAACGCAUGCACAUGGAAGACGCCAAAUACCGCGAAACCGAUCUUGAUUACGGCUUGGAUGAAGCUCCCUCCAAAGGAAAGCGAAUGACGGCCAUGUUUGGUGCUGGCGGGGAAAAGCAGCAGCACCGUCCUGGCCAAUUGUCCAUGGACAUGAACCUGUCGUCGCCCUAUCUGCUCCCUCCCGAUCUCAACCAGUCCAAGGAGUCAAUUCACUCGCUCGCCAAGUCAUACCACAACCAACAAGACCCUUACCACACCGUGCCUCUCUACUGCGGUGGCGAUGGCUCUUCCAUUCGAUCAUUCCCUAGAGGAGAGCCCUACUCUCCCAUAAGCAGCAAGCACCAGUCUUUCGCCAGCAAUCUCCCACCUCGCACACACUCCAAGUCGCAGUCCCCUCUGGCCGGUGAUCCAUUUGCUACACCAACUCAGCCAGAGCCUGCUCACAUGGCGCGAGAUGACGCGCCUCCUUCCAUCCCCGACAAGAAUCUUCCUAUUCAGCCAAUUGUUCCCGAAAUUGGUACUGUUAAUGGCGCCGACGCCGACGACCAGAGCAUCUAUGAAAUGCCCGAUGUUGCUUCUCCUCCCGCAGCCCUUGCCAAGGACCCCAAGACCGGUCUGCCCAUUGACAACAGCUUUCGCUUUGAACUUGCCGGCACUGUUGAGCAGGAUCCUACCGUUGGUGUCGCGCAGCUUAGCGAUGACUUGGGUCAUCAAAAUCCCCAUGACCAUGACCUGAGUCUCAACGGCGAACUGCCAACAGUCUUGUCUCCCGAUGAUACACAUGGCUAUCCCAUUGAUGCUAGCCAAGCUGCCUACGAUGAGCACAACGACGCUUACCCUCAAAUUCAGACUACAGAGUAUUAUGAAGACACAAAUUAUGAGGUCGAAGACAUGCAGCGAGGCCGCACAAAUGGCUUGGGUGUUCCGCAGACAGCGGCCAAAAGACUGUCUGUUGGUGUCGUGCCCCUGCCACCCGCAGAGGUCACCCAAUCUGAGGACCCCGAGUACCGCGCCAAUCGCAUUAGGUCCUUUUAUAAGGAGUAUUUUGAGGACUAUGCCGACGCACCACCUCUGCCAGGCCAAGAAGAACACCACGAAGAGUACGAUGCUGGUUACCUGGGCGAUGCUGCCUACUACGAUGCCGAUAGCAACGCUUUUGUUAUGCCAUACGCUCAGCCCGUUACUCGCCGGGCCAUGACACCUCCUCCUGGAGGUGCCCGUCGCGGCCCGCCUGGUCCUAGAAGACCCCGUGGCCCUGGUUCCAUUGGUGGAAUGAGCCUUCCUGGAGGGCCUGGUCGCAUGCGCGCUGGUUCUCACGGCCAAUUUGGUCGUGCCCCGCCUAAGAACAAGCUUCCCCCGCCUGCUGCUCUCAAUACCCUACCGACGCCCUCUAAGCUUACAGACGAUACGGCUCUCCUUAAUGCCAUGGACUUUGCACCGCCAGAACUGUUCAGGGAUCAAGCUGCUGGCCGUAGCCAGAGCCCUCUAGGCGAACGCCGACCGUACAAGCCUGGCCACGCUGCCGCUUCUCCUCUCGUCACGGCCUUUGACGAGCUCGCUGCCCUCCCCAGCCCGCAUCUGCUCCGCAAGUCGUCGACGUUUACCGGUCUCGACUUUGCGCCGCCCAAGAGAUUCAAGGACGAAAGCGACAAGAGCGACGCCGGCAGCAUCAAGAGUAAUCGCAGUGGCAUCUCAGCCGUCCAGCUUGGCGCCAUCAGAAGUGGCGCCGGUCGUAUCAGCCGUCUGCCCGGCGAUACUGUUUUCACCACCAGCAAUUUCGGUGACCAGCUGAAGCCUCAAUGGGGUAUGCGUCAAUAA